Molecule: messenger RNA, 303 nt
Organism: Hansenula ciferrii
Lineage: Eukaryota; Fungi; Ascomycota; Saccharomycetes; Phaffomycetales; Wickerhamomycetaceae
Exons: 1
Coding region: 1-303 (100 amino acids)
Source: RefSeq, a predicted model, not a curated record
AUGAAGAAUUUCAUUAAUAUAUCUCGUUUAUUUAACAAAGCAAAUCAGAAACCUACUCAGUCAUCAGCCGUUCAAAGAUCUGCUGAACAUCUUGGUAACUCAUCUAAAGCAGAAAGUCAAAAUGCUGUUAAAUCAAAUCUUAAAGCUCAUAAAAAUACAUUAAACCGUACAGUUGUUAACAGUGAAAGGGAUCAUCAAAGUGGUAUUGAUUCUCUUAAUGUCAGUUAUACUAAUAUUCAUGACACAGAAGUCCAAGCAUAUCAAAAGAAGUUUUGGUUAGAAGCUAUGUAUUCAAUGGUUUAA